AUGGCCACCCGCCGGGCCAUCUCGUCGGUCCUACGCACCGCCUCCCGCAUCCGCGCCGCCUCCCCUUCCCCGUGCCCCCGCGCGCCGCUCCACCGCCCGUCCCCGGCCGGCUUCCUGCUCAACCGCGCCGCCGCCUACUCGUCAUCCGCCGCGGCGCAGGCCGCUCCGGUCACGCCGCCACCCACCUCCGAUAAGCACACCGGCACUAAGAUUACCGAUGAAUUCACCGGCGCCGGUGCGGUGGGUGAGGUGUGCCAGGUCAUUGGGGCCGUGGUGGACGUGCGGUUCGACGAGGGUCUCCCCCCGAUCCUGACGGCGCUGGAGGUGCUCGACAACAGCAUCCGCCUUGUGCUCGAGGUGGCACAGCAUCUCGGGGAGAACGUCGUCCGCACCAUCGCUAUGGACGGGACGGAAGGUCUCGUCCGCGGCCAGCGCGUCCUCAACACCGGCUCCCCGAUCACUGUCCCUGUUGGUAGGGCGACUCUUGGGCGUAUUAUCAAUGUUAUUGGUGAGCCAAUUGAUCACAAGGGAGAUAUAAAAACAAACAGUUACCUGCCUAUCCAUCGUGAAGCCCCUGCUUUCGUUGAGCAAGCUACCGAGCAACAAAUCCUUGUUACUGGAAUUAAGGUUGUGGAUCUACUUGCACCCUAUCAAAGAGGUGGUAAAAUUGGUCUCUUCGGUGGUGCAGGGGUGGGCAAAACUGUCCUUAUUAUGGAGUUGAUUAACAACGUUGCCAAGGCCCAUGGUGGUUUCUCUGUCUUUGCUGGUGUUGGAGAACGUACACGUGAGGGUAAUGACUUGUACAGGGAAAUGAUUGAGAGUGGUGUCAUUAAGCUCGACGACAAGCAGAGUGAGAGCAAGUGUGCUCUUGUGUAUGGGCAAAUGAAUGAGCCCCCUGGUGCUCGUGCUCGUGUUGGACUGACUGGUUUGACUGUCGCUGAGCAUUUCCGUGAUGCCGAAGGACAGGAUGUGCUUCUCUUCAUUGAUAACAUUUUCCGUUUCACUCAGGCAAACUCUGAGGUGUCUGCUCUGCUUGGACGUAUUCCAUCUGCUGUGGGAUACCAACCAACCCUUGCUACCGACCUGGGAGGGCUGCAGGAGCGGAUUACCACCACAAAAAAGGGUUCUAUUACAUCCGUGCAAGCUAUUUAUGUGCCAGCUGAUGACUUGACAGAUCCGGCCCCUGCUACCACUUUUGCCCAUCUUGAUGCUACCACCGUGCUGUCACGACAGAUUUCUGAGCUCGGUAUUUAUCCUGCUGUCGAUCCUUUGGAUUCCACAUCCAGAAUGUUGUCUCCUCAUGUUCUUGGCGAGGCUCACUACAACACUGCUCGUGGUGUUCAGAAGGUUCUUCAGAAUUACAAGAAUCUUCAAGAUAUUAUUGCCAUUUUGGGAAUGGAUGAGCUCAGUGAGGACGACAAGUUAACAGUCGCUCGUGCUAGGAAAAUUCAGCGGUUCCUUAGCCAACCUUUCCAUGUUGCUGAAGUUUUCACAGGCGCACCUGGAAAGUAUGUUGAGCUUAAGGAGGGUGUUCAAAGUUUCCAGGGUGUUCUGGAUGGGAAAUACGAUGACCUUUCAGAGCAGGCAUUCUACAUGGUUGGAGGAAUAGAGGAGGUCAUUGCCAAGGCUGAGAAGAUUGCCAAGGAGAACGCUUGA
This is a messenger RNA of Triticum turgidum subsp. durum (durum wheat), 1656 nucleotides long. The record is from the annotation of a GenBank genome assembly. NCBI's taxonomy places the organism in Eukaryota, Viridiplantae, Streptophyta, Magnoliopsida, Poales, Poaceae.